Hylaeus volcanicus is the source of this 1900-nucleotide messenger RNA. RefSeq names its product NF-kappa-B-activating protein-like. Gene Ontology annotation, biological process: regulation of gene expression. The record is from RefSeq and is a predicted model, not a curated record. NCBI's taxonomy places the organism in Eukaryota, Metazoa, Arthropoda, Insecta, Hymenoptera, Colletidae. Bases 118 to 1722 code for a protein of 534 amino acids. The transcript is spliced from 5 exons. Gene Ontology annotation, molecular function: chromatin binding. Gene Ontology annotation, cellular component: nucleus.
CUAAGGAGAAAAAAAAUGGAAACUAACAACAGUGAACAAUCAGUGGACCUGUAGUGUAGAAAAUGUAAAAAGCAUACGAAAACAAGGCUAUUUAAGAUUUGAAUAAUAGAUUCUAAAAUGAAAGAAAGUCUAAGCGUACAUGAUUUUUAUCGACGGUCACAAAAUCGAUCCAAUAGUGUCGACAAUGAAAGGCGAGAAGUGAAGGAUGGUUCAGGUUGUUUACGACUCCGGAGCUACGAAAGAAAAAGAGAAGGAAAUUAUUAUAAACAUAAAAGAUACAACAGUGGUUCUAAAGACACGUUUUCAGAAAGAGCUGCAAUCUUCCCUGAAACUCGCCCAUUACGUUAUUUACCUUUAGGCCCUAAUCAGCUGAAAGAAGAUUGGUUGAAAUAUGAAGAUUGGUUAAAUAGAAGAAAAGUGUACCGAUCACAAAAACCUUUUUCUUUUUAUUCUUUAUGGGAAGAAUCAGACACACAAGAAAAAUCAUCACAUGUGCAUUCGUUGCGUAGUGACAAGUAUUCUCAUUCGAGUAGUUCUUCUUGGUCAGUACCCGAAAAACAAGUUGCAGAAACAUCUUCCUUCCAAUUGUCACGCCGGGAAAAGUCUUAUUUGGAAAGUAACAAACAGAACAAUAAAGAAAAUGAGCAUUGUUUGCGUGUAGUGGAUAAAAGUCGUCGGGGCGAAUCACGCAAAUCCCACAGUUCAAGUGUUUCGCAAACGAGUUCCUCUUCUGAUAGUGGUUCCUACUACAGAAAACAAGGACAUCGUUUCAAAGAACCAAAAAAAAGGAGAAAGAAGAAAGAUGACACAAAUGCACGUAAAUCACAUAAAAAGAGACAUAAAAGUAUAGAAAAGUACAGUACAUCUUGUGAUUCUCGUGAUUUGCGGCGGCAAAAAAAAAAACAUAAAAAAAAAAAAUCUCACAAACACUCGAAACAUGUUCCAUUGAUUUCGGCCGACCCACCCCAUGUCGGCAAUUCUGAGAUGAAUUUAGAAAAAACGUCUAGUGAAAAUGAAGAGAAACAAGCAGAAGUUUUGGUUGAGAAAGAAGUCCUUUUAAAGGCUCCAUGUGAAGGUAUUUUACAAAGAAAAGUAGGUUUAACAGAAGAAUUGCUUUUUGAGGAAAAAACGAUUGAAAGAGUUAGUGAAAAUAAGUCAUCACCUCAUGAAACAGUAACAGUUUAUUCACAAAAAAGUGAAUCAGAUCUUCGCAAACCAAAUGAAUCAGAUCUUCUCAAACCAAAUGAAUCAGAGAAGGAUGAUACUGAUGAAGAAGACGACAUGCCUGGACCAAAGCCUUUAGAAGCGAAUGAAAAGCUAUCGAAACAAACUUUAAAUUACGGUGGAGCAUUGCGUCCAGGAGAAGGAGAAGCAAUGGCGCAGUUUGUGCAAACAGGGCAACGUAUUCCUCGACGUGGUGAAGUCGGUUUAACCGCUAGCGAAAUAGAAUCUUUUGAAUCCCUAGGAUAUGUUAUGAGUGGAUCAAGACAUCGACGCAUGAAUGCGGUUCGAAUACGUAAAGAAAAUCAAGUGUAUAGCGCAGAAGAACAGCGAGCAUUAGCUAUGUAUAAUUACGAAGAACGAGCCAAUCGUGAUUCACAACUGAUUGCUGAUUUAAAAGAAAUGUUGUCUAAACAAAACGAGAAAUUUCUUACUGAAUCAAUGCAAGAAAAAAUUGCUCAACUUAAGGCUCAAGAAUGCUUGUCUUCUGAACAACCCUAAUAAAAAAAAAUUUCAAGGGGAACAAGUUGGAAAGAAGUUUAUAUAUGUUUUAGAGAAAUACUUUGCGUCAUAAAAUCGUUCAUGAUAUUCUUUUAAAAAAAAAAUCAAAAAAUUCAAUUUUAAUGUAGAAAGCUAGCGACAUUAAAGAGUUAUUAUUGAUUUCAAUCAAACAAAUUUU